AUGGCAGAAGAAGUUAAAAAAUUAUCAAAGAAAGAGCAAAAAGCAUUGGACUUUAAAAAAUCAAAAGAGGAAAGAGAUGCUAUCAAAGAAGAAAAACAGGAGAAGAAAAGAAAAUUAGAAGUUGAAGAAGAACAACCAGUUAAAAAGCGUAAAACAAGAAGAGGUAAGAAAGGUAAAGGUGUAAAUGGUGGUAAAGGUCCAAGAUUUAUACUAUUUGUCGGUAAUUUACCUUAUGAUAUACAACAAGCUGAAUUAAUAACUCAUUUUAAAAAUUGUGCACCAGAUAGAAUAAGAAUUAGAUCAGAAAAAGGUAUUGCAUUUUUAGAAUUUGAUCAAGAUACAAAAGAAAUACAAAGUAAAAUGGAAUUAGCAUUAAGAUUACAUCAUAGUGAAAUAAGAAAUAGAAAAAUUAAUGUUGAAUUAACUGUGGGUGGUGGUGGAAAUUCUGAAACUAGAUUAAAUAAAUUGAAAGAUAAGAAUGAAAAAGUUGAACUUGAAAGAAAGAAAAGAAUAGAAGAUGGUAAGAAAAAGAUACCGUCAGGCAUUCAUCCAUCUAGAGCUGCUUUAAUAAAUUAA
Messenger RNA from Insectozyma verbasci, 576 nucleotides. Lineage: Eukaryota; Fungi; Ascomycota; Pichiomycetes; Serinales; Debaryomycetaceae. The record is from the annotation of a GenBank genome assembly.